AGUUCACCACUCCCAUCAUGUCAUCUGAGCGACCUUUGACGGAGUAAUAAACACACCCACCACCACAUCACCUCCUAACUUCCCCUAAAAAUACAAAGACAAAACAACAUAAACAAACUCAAAAUAUAAAAAACACUUCUUGUCGUAUAUUCUUUGUUUUCUUUCUUUGAAUUUGUCGCAUGAUUUUUUUUUUCUCUCAAAAGCCCAGCAGCACAGGAUCUAGGUCCCUUUGGAAUUCGUUCUGGAAAAUUUGAUCUGGGUUUUGAUGAUUGUUGGAGGAUUCAGCUUGUGGGUGCUGGUUUAGAUUUUCAUUUUGAAGAAUUGGAAGUAACCUGUGUUUUGUAAAAGUGUUUUUUCUUGUUUUGAGAUUCUGGAAUGUGGUGGGACGCUGGAGCACCUACUGAUUCUUUCUACCAGGUUCGGCCUGAAUGCACCGAUGUUCCAAAAACCAAGUUCAGAAUCAAGGCUGGCAAGACCCUAAGUGCAAGGAAAUGGCAAACUGCGUUCACUCCAGAAGGUUAUCUCGACAUAGCCAGAACACUUAGUCGGAUCCGCCGUGGGGGGAUCCAUCCAUCAAUUAGAGGAGAAGUAUGGGAAUUUCUACUUGGUUGUUAUGAUCCUAAGAGCACAUUUGAUGAACGAGAGCAGAUACGCCAACAUCGAAGGGAAAAAUAUGCGUUGUUGAAAGAAGAGUGUCGCCAGAUGUUUCCCCUUAUUGGAAGUGGGAGGUUUAUAACCGCACCUGUAGUUACCGAAGAUGGUGAACCUGUUCAAGAUCCUGUUGUACUUAAGGAACUGGGAUUACUUCCUGAAGAAAAUGGUAAUGCUGACAACUUUGAGCUUUCAACUGGCAGUGUGGUAUAUGCUGAUGCCUUCAAUAGUGCAAUUUCAGGUGCUUCAGGCGGUUCAGAAAUGGUAAAGGAGCCAAGUGGUCAUGGUCCCCAGGACAAGAAAGUAAUUCAAUGGAAGCUUACACUACAUCAAAUAGGUUGGUAUUUCAUGUAA
Molecule: messenger RNA, 1005 nt
Organism: Ilex paraguariensis (yerba mate)
Lineage: Eukaryota; Viridiplantae; Streptophyta; Magnoliopsida; Aquifoliales; Aquifoliaceae
Source: the annotation of a GenBank genome assembly